Messenger RNA from Megalopta genalis, 1930 nucleotides. Its product is annotated as trafficking protein particle complex subunit 12. Gene Ontology annotation, molecular function: protein binding. Lineage: Eukaryota; Metazoa; Arthropoda; Insecta; Hymenoptera; Halictidae. Gene Ontology annotation, cellular component: TRAPP complex; Golgi apparatus. The record is from RefSeq and is a predicted model, not a curated record.
AAACAAGCGGAAAGUAUAAUCUCGAACAAUCCAAAGAAUCAUUGACAUACACAAGCAGAAGUAUCGCAUCACAUACUUCAUUGCAAAAUGUCAGCUUCUGACAUUGACAGUUGACCUAAUAUUGCAUUAUUUGUAACGUUUCCGAGGCUGCUAUAAAUGUCUGUAAAUAAUUUUUAACCGUGGAAAGUGGUAUGCAUUCAAAUACCAAGCCUGGAAUGGCAGACAAGCCUGAUUGUUCAAUGAAGCAGACCUCUGACAUCGCAAGUGAGGUUAUAAAAGAGAAAGAAGCUGAUAUAAGUCGUUAUUUUGAAAAUGGAUCUCGCACAAUAUUCGAUGAGAUCGUUCCGUCGAAAAAGAAUGAUUUCUCCGAAGUGCAAAGAAGUACUAUGAGCAGAAUUCCGGAUUUUGAAUUAAUGAGCGAUCGCUCGAACGAGUUCUUAAAAACUAGCACGUUGUUCGACAAUGAAUUGCUUGAUCAUAGUGCGUCGAACGACAUGCACAGAGAUAUUUGGAUACCUUCUGAGAAAACAAGGAAAGUUCUGCGCAGCAUCGCCACAUCAGCUAUGGGAAGCAAUUCUCUUGAAAGGGAGAACCUGACGAUGCCAGGUUUGGCAAUACAAGGAGACAUGCCCGAUUUAAUAAAGAGUACUGCCAUUCGUUACCUAGGAGAAGCUGAGAACAUUCACAGAAAUGUACGUACAUCUUCGGAUGUGACACAAGAUGAACGUGGCCUGAGAAAUUUAAUACAAGCUGGUUGUUACAAGGCGGCAAUAAAUUUGUCGGGGAAACUUUUGGCUGUGUAUGCUCAAGGGUAUGGCAAAAUAAACCAACCUAGCAAACAUACUCCACAUUCUUUGCAGCUAUGGUACACAAGGCUAGCUUUAUUGACUAAACUGAACCAAGUAGAUGUUCUAGAGAACGAAUCAAAACCAUUUGGUAAUCUAGAUAAACCUGAUAUGUAUUUCACAUUUUAUCCUGACUUAUAUGGCACCAGACCAGGUUCUAUGGCUUCAUUUUCCUUUCGACUACUUUUAGCAGAGAUACCAUCGUACUGUGGUAGACCCAAAGAAGCAUUGGAUAAUCUAUACAAAGUUCUAGCCACUGUGAAUCAGAUAAUAACAAAUUUUAAUGAUGGCUACAGUGGAGAUGGAUCUCGCAUUACAGUAAACGCUGUUGAACAAGAAGAUGCUAUACGCUUAUGGAAAGGAAGAAGAUCUAGAGUCCUAAUGUCCAUUACGAACUGUGCAGUUGGCAUAAAAAAUUACGUACUAGCUGUAGAUAUUUUAGAAAAGUUGUGUGAUUCUCCAGAUUGGUCACCUGAACAAUUAGAAGCUUUAAAAUCUAGCAUAGGUAGAUUGCAUUUGUUUUUGGGAGAUGUUGCAACAGCAGAAAGAUUGCUUAUUAAUGAGAAUAAACAGAAUAGUAGUCUAACUGUGAGAGAGUGGAUGGAUAGAGGGCUACUGGCUGUAGCUCACAAUUCCUUUCAGGAAGCAUACAAAUACUUCCAGGAGGCGGCCAUGCUAGAUCCUAACAACAUCGCGUUAAUUAAUAACAUGGCUGUUUGUCUUUUAUAUACAGGGCAGUUGAAGGAGGCCGUGCAUUUAUACGAAAGUGCAAUUACAAAGAAUCCUGCAAGAAGCUUGCAGGAGUCUAUACUAUUAAAUUUGCGUAGUGCGUAUGAACUUCUUACACACUGCGAACAACCGAAAUUGCAACUUUUGAGUCAACUAAAUAGGUAUAAAGGAGAUGCUAUAGACAUACAAUGUCUGAAGCUUGGUCUGUAAAUUAGCUCUAAUUCUAUUCGUCCAUGUAUAACGUGUGAUAGAAGAAAGGGAAGAUUAAAACUUGUUAUUUAAUUGCAAUAACGAUUGCAGUAAGUAAGAUGUAAAGUUUAUUAAAUAAUAAGUAAUUUCAAUCGAGUUAACAAAAA